AUGCAUUCUUUAUCCUUUAUAGACCAUUUUUGGUCAAAAGAUAAAACGGGUAUGAAUCAUUUAUUUGACUAUAUUCAAUCCACACAUCAAGAUUUAAAAGCCAUAAGUGAUGUUUAUAUGGAAAGGGCUCGUAUUGAACAAGAGUUUGGAGAGAAACUAUUGUUACUUGCUGAAAAGAACCAUUGCCAAGACAAAAAAGAAAAAGAUGGCCUAUUGGGUGCUUAUUCAGCAGUCUAUACAGAACUACAGAAGACAGCAAAAUCACAUUUAGAACUGUCCGAUAAUCUCAAAAGUCAAGUUGCUUCUGAAUUAAAUCAAAAGCUAGAGGAAUAUACAUCACUUUUAAACAAAUGGAUUUCAAGUAUGCAUGAUUUUUAUGAGGAAAGAAGAGAAGUCAUGUUGGAUCUUUUGAAGACAAGAGCCAGCUAUCUAAAGGAAUAUGAAGUGUCCAAUGGGCAGACAACACCUAUGAUGAACACACUCAAGGAACAAUAUAAAAUAUUAGUAACCAAAGUAGACGCUGCUGCUCAAGAAUGGAAUUCAACCUGGAAAGAAGCAUGUGAGGUGAUGGAAGCCAUGGAAGAAGACAGGAUUGAGUUGCUGAAAAGUAAUGUAUGGGAAUACGCCAAUCUGACAUCAGCAACACUUCUUGUACAAGAUGAAUGGUGCGAGCAUAUUCGAACACAGUUAGAGAAAUGUAAUCUUGAACAAGAGAUUGAAAGGUGUGUUUCUUUAUGUGGCACUGGAUCCAAGAUACCAACUACAAAUGAUUAUGUAGGCGAAUUAAUGCGAGAGCAAAAGAGAAAGCAACACUCAAGUAAACCAAUACCUAAACCACCAGUUAAACCCAUACGCCAAUCUCAAGAGAACGCACCAGAACAACCAAGUAAUCCAGUACCAAAACCUCAGAAAGAAGAAAAAGAAGCAUCUAAAGAACCUAUGCCAUCAGAAGAAUUAUCUAACAUGAAUAACCAUGAUACUCUCAAUCGAGCGCGUCACUAUGUAAGCGAUAACAUGGGAAGUACAGCUACUCGAGGUCAAAUACGACGAAAACCAUUAAAUAAAGCCUUAAUGGAACAAGUAUCAAAUGAGAUGGCCAUUGCGCGUCAACAAAGACAAGAACAAAACCCUGCCACAUUAGAGAAAAGCCAGUCUCAUGGCUCUUUGGAUGGUUUACUCAAGACGUUUGAAGUUAUUUCGCCUACAGAAUCAAAGUCUACAGAAUCAAAGUCUACAGAACACAAGUCUACAGAACACAAGUCUGCAGAACCCAAGUCAUAUUAUCCAAAUGCAGUCGUGAGUGAGGAAGCAAGAGCACGCCGUCAACCUUCUGAAUACAAGCCAGAUACGGGAUCUAUUCCUAUCAGAAAGAAUAAGCAGGCUACACCCAACCAUGUACUUCAAGAGAUCUCUACGGAACGUCAAGAAUUACCUUUAACACAUCCUGUCGUUGCACCUAAAUCGCCUCGUCCUUCAGCUCAACAGAUCCAGCCUGAAGAAACACACCAUACUUCCAUGAUACAGCCCUACCAUGGCUACAAUCAACCGCCUAUGAUGACUUCUCCUAUGAUCCACCGAUCACCCAUGAUGCAGCCCUCACCUAUAAUGCAGCCCUCACCUAUAAUGCAGCCUUCACCUUUAAUGCAGCCUAUAGCUUCCCCUCUGAUACAACCCAUGGCUUCUCCUAUGAUGCAAUCGCCCAUGAUAAAUCCAGUGCAACACUUUGGCACUUCAUCUCGAGGUACAUUACCACCACCCAUCACAAUCCCUACCAAUGUUUCACCUCAAGCAUCGCCUGCUAUGUCGUAUGCUAACCUAGGCGGUGUUUCUCCAGGAGGCAUACUUCCUUCGCCUGCCAUCAGCUCACCGUAUGUUCAGCAAGCUAUUCCUCGUUCUCAUCAAUAUUCAGAUGGAAGACCUAUUCAAUUCUGGGCUCGAGCUAAAUACGAUUAUCAAGCAAAAGAGGCAGACGAAUUAUCUUUUAAAGCCCAUCAAUUCAUAGGCAUUUUAGAGGCAGACAUCACACAACAAUCAUGGUGGUUUGGUGCUGUUUGGGAUGACUAUAGACACAUAUGGUCUGCACCUGGUUCAGUUCCAAGUAACUUUAUGGAAAUACAAUAA
Messenger RNA from Gilbertella persicaria, 2121 nucleotides. RefSeq lists its product as uncharacterized. Gene Ontology annotation, cellular component: plasma membrane; cell division site; cytoplasm. The transcript is spliced from 6 exons. NCBI's taxonomy places the organism in Eukaryota, Fungi, Mucoromycota, Mucoromycetes, Mucorales, Choanephoraceae. The record is from RefSeq and is a predicted model, not a curated record. Bases 1 to 2121 code for a protein of 706 amino acids. Gene Ontology annotation, molecular function: protein binding. Gene Ontology annotation, biological process: cytoskeleton organization.